This is a messenger RNA of Penicillium roqueforti, 549 nucleotides long. RefSeq lists its product as uncharacterized. The transcript is spliced from 3 exons. The record is from RefSeq and is a predicted model, not a curated record. Lineage: Eukaryota; Fungi; Ascomycota; Eurotiomycetes; Eurotiales; Aspergillaceae. The coding region runs from base 1 to 549 and encodes 182 amino acids.
AUGGGUAAAGUGAAAUGGGAUUCGAUCGCUGACCAAACUCUCCUUGCCAAAAUCCUCGAGACCCAUGACUUGAGUGUCGAUGUGGCCAAGGUUGCCGAGGCCUGGCCCGUCGAGGACGAGGAUCACAGGCCAACACCUCGUGCUCUCAAGGAACGUCUCAACAAAAUCAGGGAGAACGUUCGUAAUGGCAAUGUCGCGGCGGUGUCUGGACCCUCUAGCCCGGUUACUCCAAAGAAGCGUGCCCCUCGCAAAAAGGCCAAUGAGACACCUACUCCUGCUGGCUCUUCCCGCAAGCGCAAGCGCGUCACAAAGAACGCCAUCGCCGAUGAAGACCAAGUCAAUGUCAGGGAAGAGGAAGAAUUGCCUGCGAAGCACGAGCAUUCUCUCGAUGAGUCCGCUAUCAAGCAGGAAGCCGGCCUGGAGGGUCUCGCCCCCCUUCUUCAGUGGAACCUCAAGGAGGGAUCCCCCGAUGUCGACAACAAAAAGGUCGAUCCUGAAUGGACCGAGUACAACGAGGAGGACGCCUACUCCGAUGACCAGCUCAAUUAG